UUCAUCCUUCAAUCAAGCAAACGAAUACACAACCAGCGCAGGCCUAGCUUGUGUAGUUCAAACAAAAAUGGGGAAAGACGUGGAAGUAGCAGAGCAAAGAGAGAUGACGGCGAAAGACUACCACGACCCGCCUCCGGCGCCGUUGAUCGACCUGGAAGAGCUAACCAAGUGGUCACUAUACAGAGCCGUCAUAGCGGAGUUCGUAGCAACCCUUCUCUUCCUAUACAUAACGGUGCUGACCAUUAUCGGGUACAAAAACCAGACUUCGGGCACCACCCCUGAGGCCCAGUGCGAAGGAGUUGGCAUCCUUGGUAUCGCCUGGGCCUUCGGUGGCAUGAUCUUCAUCCUCGUUUACUGCACCGCCGGUAUCUCUGGAGGACACAUAAACCCGGCGGUGACAUUCGGGCUUUUCGUCGGAAGAAAGGUGUCGCUGAUAAGGGCGGUUUUAUAUAUCUUAGCACAAAUGGCCGGUGCUAUCUGCGGGACUGGACUGGCCAAGGGCUUCCAGACAGCGUACUACGACAGGUAUGGAGGUGGGGCCAAUUCCGUUCAAGAAGGUUACAGCAAGGGCACGGCUUUGGGUGCUGAGAUCAUUGGUACCUUCGUUCUCGUCUACACUGUCUUCUCUGCCACUGAUCCUAAGAGGAGUGCCAGAGACUCCCAUGUUCCUGUCUUGGCACCACUGCCCAUUGGAUUCGCUGUGUUCAUGGUUCACUUGGCCACCAUCCCAGUUACCGGCACCGGCAUUAACCCAGCAAGAAGUUUCGGCGCUGCUGUUAUCUACAACAACGACAAGAUCUGGGAUGACCAUUGGAUAUUCUGGGUUGGACCAAUAAUUGGAGCUGCGGCGGCUGCAAUCUACCACGAGCACAUUCUGAGAGCUACGGCCAUAAAAGCUUUUGGCUCUUUCAGGAGCAACGCUUAACAUGAUUAAGCCAACCCAAGGCUUUGGUGUUUCCCUGAAAACAAUGACAAUUUGAUCAUUUGGAGGGAGGAACGAACAAAUGCAUGUGUGUUUUCUGCGGGCCUGAUCUUUUGCGUUUCUUUAUUUUCUUUUUGUUUCAUGCUUUAGAGGAAACUGCCAAAAGCCAACUGUAGAUAAACAUGUCCAAGGGUGUAUUUUGUAUCCCCCUCGUGUUUUGAAUAUGGGUUUUUCUAAAAUUUUGGUUAUAAAUUUUCUUUGUGAAAUUGGAGCAUACACGAAUAUAAAAUGUGGGGGCAAAUAAAGUGCGUGCAUGAACCCCAUGUUUUAUAUUUAUCUCUAAUUUUGCAAAAGAAAUUUAUAAUUAAGAGAUUUUAGAAGAAUCAGACUCUAUCCUUUUCCUCUAUAAAUUUCUGCAUUCCUCGUGUUUACUUGUGCCAAUGCUUUACUCCUUAGUAAUUUAUUUUCCUCCUCUACUUCUUCCUGGUGCAAGUUAAUAUGUACUCAUCUUCUUCCCUGUUAAAGCUAGCAAUUCCCGUGUGUU
Messenger RNA from Neltuma alba, 1466 nucleotides. Its product is annotated as aquaporin PIP2-7. Gene Ontology annotation, molecular function: channel activity. Gene Ontology annotation, biological process: transmembrane transport. The transcript is spliced from 4 exons. Bases 68 to 925 code for a protein of 285 amino acids. Gene Ontology annotation, cellular component: membrane. The record is from RefSeq and is a predicted model, not a curated record. NCBI's taxonomy places the organism in Eukaryota, Viridiplantae, Streptophyta, Magnoliopsida, Fabales, Fabaceae.